GAAGAACCUGCUCUUCACCGAUUGGACGGGGAGUAUCGUGCCAUGAUCUCACUCCUCCGCUCCAAACUGGACUCCCGCGUCAUUCCCACCAUCCCCAAACUCGACAGGCGCUACUUUGAGGAUGACACUGGAAGAAACACGUCACCAAUGUCUCAAGAGACUCCCACAACCUCCACACCUACAGCUAAGCCGCCCCUUCCAACACCAUCCAUUUCAGGAAUUAUGGACCAGCUAGCAGGGGGCCUGCCAUCAAUCCCAUCCCCAACAUUCCUGCUGGAGGUUUCCCCAUCAGUGGACUCCUCUGUGCCCAGAGAGUCUGAGUCUGGCAGCCCAGAAGGGGAGCUUCUGUUUGCCCAGCUGACCGGCUCACCACUGCCCCCUAUUGGCCUUCUGCAUUCACAACCCAGACCAGGAGAGGAAGGAUGGAGCUCAGACCUGACAAAGAGCACCUCCACCCAGCUGCCCAGAGGCGCUCCUGCCUACUCAACAACAGAGACAAACCGCCGAAGAAGAAGAGGUCUGUACAAGAGACAAACACCAGGGAUAAAUGACAAAGCAUGCCCCGGGGUAGCUGAAACAGUGCAGCACGUCACGGUAACCAAGGAGACGUAUGGCUGGGUGCUGGGCAUCCCCUCCAAGAAUCUCAACAUGAAUUUCCAGGAGGUGCUGGUUGACCUCACGUCCAAGAAUGAGAAGGGGCUGUACGAGGCUCGGAUCAGGGCCACUGUGGGUGGACGACCUUUGACCUUUUACAGCCUGGUGGGGCUGGAGAACGAGUCAUUCUACCGCAGCAUGCCACGGAUCAUCGCACUGGCCCUUGAUGCUCUCAAAACGUAGAAACAAACAAAUGAGAUUACUAUGACAGUUGAGAGAUUUUCUCUCUGAACUUUUGGGAUUCAAUGUGUGUGUGUGUGUGUGUGUUUGUGUGUUUGUGUUUGUGUGUGCUGGGAGUGCUUGAUGAAGGUGC
Molecule: messenger RNA, 967 nt
Organism: Clupea harengus (Atlantic herring)
Lineage: Eukaryota; Metazoa; Chordata; Actinopteri; Clupeiformes; Clupeidae
Gene: prss56
Product: serine protease 56
Exons: 4
Coding region: 43-837 (264 amino acids)
Biological process (GO): proteolysis
Molecular function (GO): serine-type endopeptidase activity
Source: RefSeq, a predicted model, not a curated record